Molecule: messenger RNA, 6174 nt
Organism: Suncus etruscus (white-toothed pygmy shrew)
Lineage: Eukaryota; Metazoa; Chordata; Mammalia; Eulipotyphla; Soricidae
Gene: SIPA1L1
Product: signal induced proliferation associated 1 like 1
Exons: 24
Coding region: 529-5946 (1805 amino acids)
Biological process (GO): regulation of small GTPase mediated signal transduction; activation of GTPase activity
Cellular component (GO): cytoplasm
Molecular function (GO): GTPase activator activity; protein binding
Source: RefSeq, a predicted model, not a curated record
AGGAUAUGCACAGAACAUAAAAUAAAACUGGAUGGAUUAUGUAAGAUGAAUUGAAGGAGAGAGACUGGAGCUGGAAUAGAAAAUUAACUGCUUUAGUUUUGAGAGACUACCUCAGAUCGGACCCAAAAGCGAGAUUUACUAUUAAUUUUGAAGUGGAAUAAGGCUAUGCAUUACCAACGUGGAUUCUAUUGUCAAAAUUCCUAUAGCCUUGACACAGGAAUAUAAGAGAGCCGGGGAUUAUGACAGUCACAGAGCCCCAGUAACACGAGUACCAUUCAGUUUUUUCUGAAAGAAUGCCAUCUAUUAAAGUGUAGCAGAGGAACUGUUGUGGAUUAUAAUAUGCUUUGAAGAUCUGGAUAUUCAGAGUUCUGAAAAUAAGGCAUUGUUUAACCUUUUAAAUGAAAACUAUCAGAAUCUCACGCAACUAUAGAAUUUUCUGGAAACCAUUCUCCAAAAGGGAAAUGCACAUUUGAAACUUCAAUACAAUGGUCCUUUCUGCAGGGAUUUAAGUCUACUUCUUUUUACAUCAUGACCAGCUUGAAACGGUCGCAGACGGAAAGGCCGGUCGCCACUGAGAGGGCCACUGUCGUUGGCCCAGAUGGUACUCCCAAGAUGCACACUGAUGACUUCUACAUGCGCCGCUUCCGAUCACAGAAUGGCAGCUUAGGCUCAUCAGUCAUGGCUCCUGUAGGGCCCCCCCGAACUGAAGGAUCUCACCAUAUAACCUCGACCCCUGGCGUCCCAAAGAUGGGAGUGAGGGCAAGGAUUGCAGAUUGGCCCCCAAGAAAGGAAAAUGUCAAAGACUCAAGCCGUUCAAGCCAGGAAAUAGAAACCUCAAGUUGCCUUGAGAGCAUGUCCUCCAAAAGCAGUCCCGUGAGUCAGGGAAGUUCUGUUAGCCUCAAUUCCAGUGACUCAGCCAUGCUAAAGAGCAUACAGAACACACUCAAAAGCAAAACUAGACCAUCGGAGAACAUGGACUCCAGAUUUCUCAUGCCCGAAGCCUAUCCCAGCUCCCCCAGAAAAGCUCUUCGGAGAAUACGGCAGAGGAGCAACAGCGAUAUCACCAUAAGUGAACUUGACGUGGAUAGUUUUGAUGAAUGUAUCUCACCCACAUACAAGACUGGGCCAUCACUGCACAGGGAAUAUGGUAGCACAUCUUCAAUCGAUAAACAGGGAACAUCCGGAGAAAGCUUCUUUGAUUUGUUAAAGGGCUACAAAGAUGACAGAUCUGAUCGUGGUCCCACUCCAACCAAGCUCAGUGACUUUCUCAUCGCAGGAGGGGCCAAAGGUUCUGGUUUUUCUUUGGAUGUUAUAGAUGGGCCCAUCUCACAGAGAGAUAACCUCAGGCUCUUUAAGGAAAGGGAAAAACCACUCAAGAGACGCUCCAAGUCUGAAACUGGAGAUUCCUCCAUUUUUCGUAAAUUACGCAAUGCCAAAGGUGAAGAACUUGGUAAAUCAUCUGAUCUUGAAGAUAAUCGAUCAGAAGACUCAAUCAGGCCCUGGACAUGUCCAAAGUGUUUUGCUCACUAUGAUGUCCAGAGUAUAUUAUUUGAUUUGAAUGAGGCGAUUAUGAACAGACACAACAAUGUAAUUAAGCGGAGAAACACCACCACAGGGGCUUCUGCAGCCGCUGUGGCAUCCUUGGUCUCAGGACCUUUGUCCCAUUCAGCCAGUUUUAGCUCUCCAAUGGGCAGCACCGAGGACCUGAAUUCAAAAGGAAGCCUCAGCAUGGACCAGGGAGAUGAUAAAAGCAAUGAACUUGUAAUGAGCUGUCCAUAUUUUCGGAAUGAAAUAGGUGGAGAAGGUGAAAGGAAAAUCAGUCUGUCAAAAUCAAAUUCAGGCUCCUUCAGUGGCUGUGAAAGUGCCUCCUUUGAGUCUACCCUCAGCUCCCAUUGCACAAAUGCGGGAGUGGCUGUACUUGAAGUGCCCAAGGAAAGCCUGGUCUUGCAUCUGGAUCGGGUGAAGAGAUACAUUGUGGAGCAUGUGGAUCUGGGUGCAUACUAUUAUAGGAAAUUCUUCUAUCAGAAGGAACACUGGAACUAUUUUGGGGCUGAUGAAAAUCUUGGUCCAGUGGCUGUGAGCAUUCGAAGGGAAAAACCAGAAGAAAUGAAGGAAAAUGGAUCUCCAUACAACUACCGAAUAAUUUUUAGAACCAGUGAGCUCAUGACCCUGAGAGGAUCAGUGCUGGAGGAUGCUGUGCCUUCAACAGCUAAACACUCAACCGCCAGAGGAUUGCCCCUGAAAGAGGUGUUGGAACAUGUGAUUCCGGAACUCAAUGUUCACUGCCUGCGCUUGGCCUUCAAUACACCCAAAGUUACAGAGCAGCUUAUGAAACUGGAUGAACAAGGGCUGAACUAUCAACAGAAAGUAGGAAUUAUGUACUGCAAAAACGGACAGAGCACAGAAGAAGAGAUGUACAACAAUGAAUCAGCUGGCCCUGCCUUUGAGGAAUUCCUUCAACUGUUGGGAGAGCGGGUUCGGCUCAAAGGAUUCGAGAAGUAUCGUGCACAGCUUGACACUAAAACUGACUCCACUGGAACUCAUUCUCUGUAUACAACCUAUAAGGACUAUGAAAUUAUGUUCCAUGUUUCCACCAUGCUGCCGUACACACCUAACAACAAACAACAGCUUCUUCGGAAGAGGCACAUUGGCAAUGAUAUCGUAACCAUCGUUUUCCAAGAGCCAGGAGCACAGCCAUUCAGCCCAAAAAACAUACGAUCUCACUUUCAACAUGUUUUCGUCAUUGUCAGGGUUCAUAACCCCUGCACAGACAGUGUUUGUUACAGUGUGGCUGUCACCAGGUCUAGAGAUGUGCCUUCUUUUGGACCCCCUAUUCCCAAAGGAGUCACUUUCCCUAAAUCAAAUGUGUUCAGGGACUUCUUAUUGGCCAAAGUCAUUAAUGCAGAAAAUGCUGCUCAUAAAUCAGAAAAGUUUCGAGCCAUGGCAACUCGGACCCGCCAAGAAUACCUGAAAGAUCUGGCAGAAAAGAAUGUCACCAAUACUCCUAUUGACCCAUCUGGAAAAUUCCCCUUUAUUUCUUUGGCCUCCAAGAAGAAGGAAAAGUCUAAGCCGUAUCCAGGAGCUGAACUCAGUAGCAUGGGGGCAAUUGUGUGGACAGUUCGGGCCAAAGACUACAACAAGGCUAUGGAAAUAGACUGUCUUUUGGGAAUCUCCAACGAGUUCAUAGUCCUCAUCGAACAGGAAACAAAGAGUGUGGUUUUCAACUGUUCCUGCAGAGAUGUGAUUGGGUGGACUUCAACUGAUACCAGUGUCAAAAUCUUCUAUGAGCGAGGAGAAUGCGUUUCAGUGGAAAGUUUCAUUAACAGCGAGGAUAUCAAAGAGAUUGUCAAAAGGUUGCAGUUCGUAUCAAAGGGUUGUGAAUCUGUGGAGAUGACUCUGCGAAGAAAUGGGCUAGGACAGCUUGGCUUCCAUGUCAACUACGAGGGCAUUGUGGCAGAUGUGGAGCCCUAUGGGUAUGCCUGGCAAGCAGGGCUGAGGCAAGGCAGCCGACUGGUAGAGAUCUGCAAGGUGGCAGUGGCUACCCUAAGUCACGAGCAGAUGAUAGAUCUCCUAAGAACAUCCGUCACGGUGAAGGUUGUCAUCAUCCCCCCUCAUGAUGACUGCACCCCAAGGAGGAGCUGCUCUGAAACCUACCGCAUGCCUGUGAUGGAGUACAAAAUGAAUGAAGGGGUUUCCUAUGAAUUCAAAUUUCCCUUCAGAAACAACAACAAAUGGCAGAGGAAUGCCGGCAAGGGGCCUCACCCACCUCAAGUCCCAUCACAAGUGCAGAGCCCUAUGACCACGAGGCUGAACACUGGGAAAGGGGAUGGAAAGAUGCCACCUCCAGAAAGAGCCAAUAUCCCUCGCAGCAUCUCCAGUGAUGGACGCCCCCUGGAGCGACGGCUAUCUCCUGGUUCGGACAUCUACGUGACAGUCUCAUCCAUGGCUUUAGCAAGAUCCCAACAGUGUCGUAACUCCCCUAGCAACUUGUCUUCAUCCAGUGAGACUGGCUCCGGUGGGGGCACUUAUAGGCAAAAAUCUAUGCCCGAAGGGUUUGGAGUAAGCCGCAGAUCCCCAGCCUCCAUUGACCGGCAGAACACACAGUCAGAUAUUGGUGGCAGUGGAAAAUCAACACCCAGCUGGCAAAGAAGUGAGGAAAGCAUUGCUGACCAGAUGGCUUACAGUUAUAGAGGACUUCAGGAUUUCAAUUCUUUUGUCCUCGAGCAGCAUGAAUAUACAGAGCCAACAUGCCAUCUCCCAGCAGUAUCAAAAGUACUGCCAGCUUUUCGAGAGAGUCCCAGCGGGAGGUUAAUGCGACAGGAUCCAGUUGUUCAUUUGUCUCCAAAUAAACAAGGGCACUCUGAUAGCCACUACUCAAGCCACUCCAGCAGCAAUACCCUCUCCAGCAAUGCCUCAAGCGUCCACAGUGAUGAGAAGUGGUAUGAUGGUGACCGCACUGAAUCUGAACUCAACAGCUACAACUACCUGCAAGGCACCUCAGCAGACAGUGGCAUCGACACCACCUCCUAUGGUCCCAGCCACGGCAGCACAGUGUCUUUGGGGGCUGCCACCUCGUCUCCUCGCUCGGGACCAGGCAAAGACAAAGUAGCACCUCUCUGGCAUAGUUCAAGUGAAGUGAUCUCGCUGGCAGAUCGGACUUUAGAGACAGAAAGCCAUGGCCUGGACCGGAAAGCAGAGUCCUCUCUGAGUUUGGACAUCCACAGCAAAAGCCAAGCCGGCUCCAACCCCUUGACUCGGGAGAACAGCACUUUCAGCAUCAAUGAUGCUGCUUCCCACACCAGUACAAUGAGCUCCCGACACUCUGCCAGCCCAGUUGUCUUCUCCAGUGCCCGAAGUUCACCUAAAGAAGAGCUUCAUCCUGCCACCACUUCACAGCUUGCACCUUCUUUCUCCUCCUCCUCCUCUUCUUCUUCUGGUCCCAGGACUUUCUACCCUCGCCAGGGCGCUACCAGCAAGUACCUCAUUGGAUGGAAAAAACCGGAAGGAACCAUCAACUCAGUGGGAUUUAUGGACACACGAAAGCGUCACCAGAGUGAUGGUAAUGAAAUAGCCCACACCAGGCUCCGUGCCUCAACCAGGGACCUUCGGGCAUCCCCUAAGCCAACCUCCAAGUCCACUAUUGAGGAAGAUCUCAAGAAACUCAUCGAUCUUGAAAGCCCAACUUCGGAAUCCCAGAAGAACUUCAAGUUCCAUGCGCUAUCCUCUCCUCAGUCUCCUUUCCCCAGCACCCCAACCUCACGACGGGCCUUGCACAGAACGCUGUCAGAUGAGAGCAUCUACAGCAGCCAGCGGGAGCACUUCUUCACCUCUAGGGCAUCCCUUCUGGACCAGGCCCUUCCUAACGAUGUCCUCUUCAGCAGCACCUACCCUUCUCUGCCCAAGUCUCUUCCUUUGCGGAGACCUUCUUACACCUUGGGGAUGAAGUCGCUGCAUGGAGAGUUCUCGGCCUCGGACAGCUCUCUCACCGAUGUCCAGGAGUCACGGAGGGUGCCCAUGCCUGACCCUGGGCUGAUGCCCUUGCCUGAUGCUGCUGCAGAUUUGGAUUGGUCCAACCUGGUGGACGCUGCCAAGGCCUAUGAGGUCCAGAGAGCCUCGUUCUUUGCUGCUAGUGAUGAAAACCAUCGCCCCCUGAGUGCUGCAUCCAACAGUGACCAGCUGGAGGACCAGGCUCUGGUACAGAUGAAGUCGUACAGCAGCAGUAAAGAUUCCUCUCCCACCCUGGCCUCUAAAGUGGACCAACUGGAAGGUAUGCUGAAGAUGCUUCGGGAAGAUCUGAAGAAGGAAAAGGAAGACAAGGCCCACCUGCAAGCAGAAGUGCAGCACCUGCGAGAAGACAACCUGCGGCUGCAGGAGGAGUCCCAGAAUGCAUCCGACAAGCUGAAGAAGUUCACUGAGUGGGUUUUCAACACCAUAGACAUGAGCUAGGGGCGCUGCGGGGGGGGGGGGGGGGCAGUCGCCAAGGUAGGGGUGCCUCCCAAUCAUCUCAGAACAUUGCCCCUCCUUUACUUCCUCCCCAUGCCGCCCCCUUCCCAGGGAGCUGACAAGAAUUGCAGAUCUACAAUCAUCAUCUGCCUUUUGUAGAAAAGAAAAACGAAAAAAAAAAAAAAAGCUAAUAAAAUUUCAAAAAGUGAAAUAAAAUUUUAACUGCUAAAA